Molecule: messenger RNA, 791 nt
Organism: Paramecium pentaurelia
Lineage: Eukaryota; Ciliophora; Oligohymenophorea; Peniculida; Parameciidae
Source: the annotation of a GenBank genome assembly
CAAUGUAAGGAAUAAUUGAGAUAGAUCCAAAAAUUAUAUUGGAAUUUAUGGCUGAAGAGAAUAGAUUUGCUCAUGCUUAAUUAACACUAUAUAAUGUAUAGUCUUAACAAAUUGCUUUUAAAGUAAAAUGAUCUAUUAUAAUAUUUUAGAUAAAAACUACAGUUCCUUAAAUGUUUUAAGUCAAACCAAGUGUAGGAUUUAUUGAUGGGAAUCAAUCAUAAAUUAUUGAAAUAUCUACAACUUAAGCAAUUGGAUUAGAUUAAAAGUUUGAUGCAAAAUUCUAAAUAAAUGCUUGUCUUAGAGAUUCAAAUGAAUAAGGUACAUUGUGUGAAUCUAACUGAGAUUUGAAUUAAUUUUGGAGAAGUAGAGACUAAUCAACGAUUCAAACAACUUAACUUAAGAGUAAAUUGAAAUAUCAAAAUCCUCAAGAUCAAUAGAAUCAAUAAUAAUAAUAAUAAACUACAGGUGAUUCUAAGAUAUUAGAAUCUAGUGUAUUUAAUUCAUCUCAUUCUGAAUCAAGAAUGUUCAAAUCUAUCAAAGAUGAUAAUUAAAAAGAUGAAUUAGUGAAACAAUAUAAGGAUCAACUUGAAAAAUUAGUAAUAAAAUAAAUAUUUCUUAGUCUUAAGAAUAUUAAUUCUUUAAAUAAAAAGUUUAAUAGGAGUAAUUCAAUAGUUUAUAGAAGAAAGGUAUUUUUUAUUAAAAUAUAUAUAUAUAUAGAAUCAAUAAAUACAAAAUAAGCAUUAAUUUUCGUAAUAAUUGCAUUAGUAAUUGGAUAUAUUAUUGGAAAAUGA